GGAUCCCAGCUCCAGCUGUCUACUUCGUGGAUUAUGUCACCAACUCCAUAUAUCUUGAAGAUAUUGUAGACUCAAUUACUGUUCAAGAUCAUAUUUAUGCUGUGCAGCGGAGUGGAGGUGAUACCAGUAGCCUGCAGAACUUAGCAGAGAAGAUGGGAGAGCUGUUGGCAAGAAUGCAUGACGAAGAUAUCAUCCAUGGGGACCUAACAACUGCCAACCUGCUCCUGCGGCCUCCCAUGGAGAAGCUGGACUUGGUGUUGAUAGACUUUGGACUCAGUUUUAUUUCAGCACUUCCAGAGGAUAAAGGAGUUGAUUUGUAUGUUCUGGAAAAAGCUUUCAUUAGCACUCAUCCAGAUGUUGAGACAAUGUUCAAAGCUCUGCUAAAGACUUAUGCAGCUACAUCUAAAAAGUCUGGUCCUGUGAUCAAAAAGCUGGAUGAGGUACGACUGAGGGGAAGGAAGAGGUCCAUGAUUGGGUAGAAGAGAGUGGGCUUAAGGAUGGGGGAAAUAAUAAGUUCUGCCUAUAGGGUUAUUUAUAUUUCUAGUUGGUUUUAUUUCACAGAUGACUAUUUUGAUAACUGUGUCUUCCAAUAAAUACAUUUGACUGAGUGUAAGUG
Molecule: messenger RNA, 616 nt
Organism: Acanthisitta chloris (rifleman)
Lineage: Eukaryota; Metazoa; Chordata; Aves; Passeriformes; Acanthisittidae
Gene: TP53RK
Product: TP53 regulating kinase
Exons: 1
Biological process (GO): protein phosphorylation
Cellular component (GO): cytosol; EKC/KEOPS complex; nucleus
Molecular function (GO): ATP binding; protein serine/threonine kinase activity
Source: RefSeq, a predicted model, not a curated record